CAAUAUCCAAUUCUUCUCUCCUUCCAACGCGUCAAUGUCCAAGGCUCUGAAAGCGAAAGAUCAACUGGUGGCAAGUACUUCUCUGCAACGUUUUUCGCUUGAGUAAUAAAACUAUUCUAGCGCAUUCUGAUUCCUGCGGGCAAGGCUGCACCUACACCACCCGUCGGUCCAGCGCUUGGUGCGCGUGGCGUAAAAUCUAUGGAUUUCUGCAAGGAGUUCAAUGCGCGAACUGCCCAUAUUGAACCUGGGGUCCCAACUCCUACUUUAAUCACCGUCGAGCCUGACCGUACUUUCUCGUUUAUCACCAAAACACCACCAACGACCUACCUCUUGAAAAAAACUGCGGGGAUAGAAAAGGGAACAGGUCGACCUGGCCAUGAAGUCACCGGAACAAUUAGUCUCAAACACGUGUAUGAAGUCGCAAAAAUUAAAGCCAAGGAUGCGCACCUCAAGCACUUGAAGCUCGAGUCGAUCGCAAGUACUGUUGUUGGCACAGCGAAAAGUUUGGGUUUACAGGUUGUGCCGUGACCUCCUGUCACAGAUAUUCGCAGAAAAG
Molecule: messenger RNA, 556 nt
Organism: Suillus plorans
Lineage: Eukaryota; Fungi; Basidiomycota; Agaricomycetes; Boletales; Suillaceae
Product: ribosomal protein L11, RNA binding domain-containing protein
Exons: 1
Coding region: 199-528 (109 amino acids)
Biological process (GO): translation
Cellular component (GO): mitochondrial large ribosomal subunit; ribosome
Molecular function (GO): large ribosomal subunit rRNA binding; structural constituent of ribosome
Source: RefSeq, a predicted model, not a curated record